Galleria mellonella (greater wax moth) is the source of this 1923-nucleotide messenger RNA. RefSeq lists its product as uncharacterized. The coding region runs from base 34 to 1761 and encodes 575 amino acids. The record is from RefSeq and is a predicted model, not a curated record. NCBI's taxonomy places the organism in Eukaryota, Metazoa, Arthropoda, Insecta, Lepidoptera, Pyralidae. The transcript is spliced from 4 exons.
CCAUAUAUAUAGUAUCCGGUGCCAGCCUCCAGCAUGUCACACCUGAUCGUGCCUGCCCAACUAACUAACUGCAACAUGAAGUUCACCCUAGCCCUCGUGUUCGUCGCGGCCUUCGUAGCCGUACAAGGAGUUCCCUUCCCAAACCUUGGCUCUUCUAGCAGCAUCGAUGGCUUGAGUAGCAGCCAAGACUUAGCCAGCUCAGCUUCUCAGAGCGCUUCUAGUGCCAGUGGAGGUGCUGCAAGCUCCGCCGAUGAAUUGAACGCUGGUAGCGGAUUAGGCAAUAGCGGCAUAUCAAGUGGAUUAAGCGCGGCUGGCGGAUUACCUAACGCUAGCGGAUCGAGCAGUAGCAGCGGAAUUACCGGUAUCAGUGGAGUUCCUGGCAACAAUGGAUUAAGUAGCAGCAGUGGCUCAAGCAGCAACAAUGGGUCAAGCGGCAGCAGUGGAUCAAGCGGCAGCAGUGGUUCAAGCAGCAACAAUGGAUCAAGCGGCAGCAGUGGCUCAAGUAGCAACAAUGGAUCAAGCGGCAGCAGUGGCUCAAGUAGCAACAAUGGAUUAAGCGGCAGCAGUGGCUCAAGCAGCAGCAACAAUGGAUCAAGUGGCAGCAGUGGCUCAAGCAGCAGCAACAAUGGAUCAAGCGGCAGCAGUGGCUCAAGUAGCAACAAUGGAUCAAGCGGCAGCAGUGGCUCAAGCAGCAGCAACAAUGGAUCAAGCGGCAGCAGUGGCUCAAGCAGCAGCAACAAUGGAUCAAGCGGCAGCAGUGGCUCAAGUAGCAACAAUGGAUCAAGCGGCAGCAGUGGCUCAAGCAGCAGCAACAAUGGAUCGAGCGGCAGCAGUGGCUCAAGCAGCAGCAACAAUGGAUCAAGUGGCAGCAGUGGCUCAAGCAGCAGCAACAAUGGAUCAAGUGGCAGCAGUGGCUCAAGCAGCAGCAACAAUGGAUCAAGUGGCAGCAGUGACUCAAGCAGCAGCAACAAUGGAUCAAGUGGCAGCAGUAGCUCAAGCAGCAGCAACAAUGGAUCAAGCGGCAGCAGUGGCUCAAGUAGCAACAAUGGAUCAAGCGGCAGCAGUGGCUCAAGCAGCAGCAACAAUGGAUCAAGCGGCAGCAGUGGCUCAAGUAGCAACAAUGGAUCAAGUGGCAGCAGUGGCUCAAGCAGCAGCAACAAUGGAUCAAGCGGCAGCAGUGGCUCCAGCAGUAGCAAUGGAUCAAGUGGCAGCAGUGGCUCAAGCGGCAGCAGUGGAUCAAGCGGCAGCAGUGGCUCAAGCGGCAGCAGUGGAUCAAGCGGCAGCAGUGGCUCAAGCGGCAGCAGUGGAUCAAGCGGCAGCAGCGGAUCAAGCGGCAGCAGUGGCUCAAGCGGCAGCAGCGGAUCAAGCGGCAGCAGUGGCUCAAGCGGCAGCAGCGGAACAAGCGGCAGCAGUGGCUCAAGCGGCAGCAGCGGAUCAAGCGGCAGCAGCGGAUCAAGCGGCAGCAGUGGAUCAAGCGGCAGCAGUGGAUCAAGCGGCAGCAGCGGAUCAAGCGGCAGCAGUGGCUCAAGCGGCAGCAGCGGAUCAAGCGGCAGCAGUGGCUCAAGCGGCAGCAGCGGAUCAAGCGGCAGCAGUGGCUCAAGCGGCAGCAGCGGAUCAAGCGGCAGCAGUGGCUCAAGCGGCAGCAGCGGAUCAAGCGGCAGCAGUAGCUCUAGCAGCAGUAAUGGAUCAGGCAGUAGCAGCGGAUCUAGCCAAAGUUCCGGAAGCCAGGGAGGCAGCAGCAGCAGCUCGUCUUCCAAUUAGAAGACCAACUCGCCGAACUCUUCCGAACCGUCCAACCAGUGAAUUCCAAAUUGAAUCCGUACAUAAACUAUUAAGAUAUGUUAUUCGUCGUAUAACAGCAGCUUAUGUUAAAAAAUAUAUCCAAAAUAAGUAAAGACGAAAUAAACGUAAUUUCAGCAUCCA